UGCUCCGUCCGACCGAGCCCGUUUGGGCAUCUUCCCGGUCUAGUAACUAAAAUAGAAGUGAAUUGGCCGGCCGACCGAUUGGGCCAAUUCGCGAACGAAACAAAACAGGCAAUCAAACAGACAGACCAAUUCCCAUUUUCGAAUCGCCAAUCCGCCAUUCGCAAAUCGCAAUUCGAAAGCCGGAAGCACCAGCCACCAAGAAGCAGCGCGACGCCGCCACACCGGCAGCUGUCACUCCGUCCGUCAGACUCCCGCGACAUCGGCUAGUUCAGUUCCUAAUUAGAGAAAUGGAAGAAAAAUGGGCCGCAUUCGACGCGGCAAUUCGUCCAUAUUUGGUUGACAUUGAGCAAGCUCAUUCCGACGUUACGUGGUGUAAUUUCAAUAAAGCAGCAUCUGUUUCCCGGUCUGUUCUAGAGCGCUUGAUAGAAAGAAUUCGGUCUAACGAUAGCAUACUUAAAUGUGUGGGGAGUGAUUCUGAACUGGAAGGUUUGUUGGGUAAUGCUGGAUUGAUCUUUAUUCAGUCCUUGGAUGAACUUGGAAGGACAUCGGAAAUAUUGAACGAACUCAAAGUCUUGUUUGGCUCAGUGACUGCCAUACCUGCUCAACUCAUCAUUACUUGGUCAUCUUUCCCAAUGUCUGACGGCCUUUCUUCUCAUUUCCUAGAAGCUGUUGAAGAAUAUCUCAAUAGCUGGCAAUACAUGGAGGAACCUUAUGAUCAUUAUGCUUGUGAAAUUGCUCAUGGAGGGGGCUUCGGUAUGAAGAAUGAGCUGGCAGUUAAUGAUUAUCUAGACGUUGCGGAGAUCUAUGCCAUAGCUUUUCUGGGAAGGACACUGAAGAAUUUUGAUCUCGCCCUCUCAUGGGUCGAGAAAGCUAGUUUGCCCGAGGAGAAUCGUCAGGAUCUGUUGAGGCAAUUGUACUCAAUGAACUCCUCUGAACCCGUGACUGAAAUAGAUGAACAUCUGACUGAAUCUUCUUCCAUAGAGGACCAUAAAACCAGUUCUUCAAACAAUCAGGAGAAAAAUUUAAAACAAGCGCUCGUUGAAUUGUUCAAAAAGAGAGCACCUUUUUGCUGGUUCCGCAGCAUAAGAUUGAAGUUUGGGAAUCCUGGAUUUGUCAUAUCAAAUGGAAAAUUUUUUUUAUGCUGUGCAGCUCUCGUCAUAUUUCAUUUCAUCAGGAAGUCAAAUCUGAAGAGGCUCAGAAGAUGUGUGAGGAGUUGGAAGGUGUCGGUUAAGGCAUAUUUACAGGGAAAUUAAUUCAGCAGCUCAUGCUUUGGCUUGCACAGUCUCUAAAGAAGUACAUGCUUUUGUGAGUGCCUAUAUCUAACACCCUGGAUAGCUAAAUCAAGGAAUUGACUGACCGAGCCUGAUUUGCAUUAAAGAACUUUGUUUCUUUCAUAUAUUGAGUUGAUCUAACAUUAGUAAAAAUACACUUCCUGAGAGCAUGUAUGGUUGCAUCUCAGUCAUAUGGAUGUAAAUAAUGGCUACGCAACUAUAAUACAUUACUAAUGUGACCAUUUUUGUUUCGAUUGUUUACUUUUCUAUCUGAAGGGGUGAAAUUGCAUUCUGUUU
This is a messenger RNA of Cuscuta epithymum, 1568 nucleotides long. The record is from the annotation of a GenBank genome assembly. NCBI's taxonomy places the organism in Eukaryota, Viridiplantae, Streptophyta, Magnoliopsida, Solanales, Convolvulaceae.